AUGUCGGUAAGUGUAAUGUAUUUAUAGCUUUAUAACUUUCAAGCGCGACCUACUGUGCCUGUCCUAGCACACCUUGCCUUGCCUUGCCUUACCCUACCCUACCCUACCCUCAGUGUUUUGCCGGACCGGUCCGGUCCGCGGACGGGUCCGGUCCGGAGCGGACGGACCGAAACAAAAAUUUUUGCGGACCGGACCGGACUCAAAAACCUGCGGACCCGGACCGAAGAAAAAGCUCCGGACCGGUCCGGAAGAAAAAUUUUUUAAAAUAGAACUGAUUUAAAAAUUGCAAAUAGAAUGUAUUUUUAAGAGUUUUUAAGCAAAAAGAAAGCAGUUUCAGAGCUUCUUGCUUUUUUUAAAAAUAAAAAAAAAAUUUUAUGCGGACCGGACCGGACCCAAAAAUUUUGGGUUUGGACCGGACCAGACCCAAAAAUUUGAGGUUUGGACCGGACCGGACCCGAAAAUCGCCGGACCGGACCGGUGAAAAACGCUCCGGACCGGUCCGGGCAAAACACUGCCUACCCUACUCUACCUUAUUAAAAGCAUAACUGUACCUAUUAAUCUCUCACUCUGCAUCGAAGUCAACUACCUAUUACUACCCUACCCUCCUCUUUUCAGGCCUACGACUACACCGCCUUUUCCUUCAGUGAAGAAGAUUGGGAAAGAAUCAGAGCCUAUGACACAAGUGACCUCGGUUUGGGUGUAUUUACGAGGAAUCUGACAACAACUACUACAACAACGGUACCGUUAGAAGAUACGUUCCGACCUGAAGACAGUGCUAUGUACUUUUUGAGUCGACCCUUCGCUACACAAUCGGUCGAGUUUGAGUGGGUUAAUUUUAAAAUUUAAAUUUCAAAAUUUCUAGCCGCUGCCUAUUUGCAAUGUUCUUCCUACUCAUCUUCUUGUUGCACAUUAGCAUGAUAGCAGUUGGAGUGUUCCUCUACUAUAACAACGAAAAACUAAAUCCCAAACUGAAGCUGGUUUACGUGAUUACAAUGCCCUACAGUUAUAUUGUCAACUGCUUUCCUAACAAUAUCUUCCCGGUGAGUUAAGGAAGUUUUAAAUUUUUUUGGGCAAAAAAUUAUCAAAAUAACGUUGGUAUAGUUAGUUUUAAAAAGCUGUUACAGUUACUUUUAUAUAUUUUCAAAAGAGAUGUCAAUAUGCUCCCCUAAAGCUACCUCUGUCGUAUGUUUCUAUCUUUCCUUCCUUCAACUACCUUAUAACAACCAGCCAAAUUAAAUUUGUCUUUCCAAACCUCAUUCCACCUUUUUCAGAACCUCCGGCCCGACCCGAAGCCAGUCGAUUAUCCCGACUUGAGCUCAAACCCGUCCAUGCUCAAGUUUUUCGUUUUGCAUCACCGAAUCCGCCCCAAACACGAAUCCUGGGACGAAUGGCAUGCUGAUCCGGCAUCGAAGUUCGCUUGCCGAUCAGCGUUGAAGAAGUUGAUGUUGAGCAAGUCUUUGGCCAAAACAAGGGAAUAUGCUUUAUGA
This is a messenger RNA of Bursaphelenchus okinawaensis, 1487 nucleotides long. NCBI's taxonomy places the organism in Eukaryota, Metazoa, Nematoda, Chromadorea, Rhabditida, Aphelenchoididae. The record is from the annotation of a GenBank genome assembly.